ACUUCCCAUAUUUUAACAAUCAAUCACUUUCUUCAGUUCAAUCCAAUCCUCCACCAAAAAAAGAGAAAAGGGUAGUACUAAAUUUUAUUAGUUAUGCCUGCAGCAGGAUUUGCUGUGACUUCCUCCUCGGGAGUCGAGUUCGAGGCCAAGAUAACUCCGGUGGUUAUUAUUUCUUGUAUGAUGGCUGCCUCCGGAGGACUAAUGUUUGGCUAUGACGUUGGAAUUUCAGGGGGAGUGACGUCGAUGCCUUCAUUCUUAGAGGAGUUCUUUCCGGUUGUGUACAAGAGAACUCAACAGCAUGUGGCCGACGACAGCAAUUACUGUAAAUACAACAAUGAAAGCUUACAAUUGUUCACAUCUUCUCUUUAUCUUGCGGCGUUAAUAGCCACAUUCUUCGCUUCUUACACCACUAGAGUCCUUGGACGGAAGAAGACCAUGCUCAUCGCCGGAGUUUUCUUCAUCGUCGGAACCAUUUUGAACGCCGCCGCUGUUAACCUCCUCAUGCUCAUUCUUGGAAGAAUCUCUCUGGGUUGUGGAGUUGGAUUUGCCAACCAGGCUGUGCCUUUGUUUCUAUCGGAGAUAGCGCCGACGAGAAUUCGUGGAGCUUUGAAUAUCCUUUUUCAAUUCGAUAUCACUGUUGGGAUAUUGUUCGCAAAUCUUAUCAAUUACGGCACAUCCAAAAUUGAAGGAGGAUGGGGAUGGAGGGUAUCGCUAGCAUUGGCUGGCAUUCCGGCAUUGCUAUUAACUAUUGGAGCACUCAUGGUUGAUGAUACUCCAAAUAGUUUGAUCGAACGUGGUCAUUUGGAGGAAGGAAAAGCAGUAUUGAAGAAAAUAAGAGGAACAGAGAAUGUUGAGCCAGAGUAUUUGGAGAUCUUGGAAGCAAGUCGCAUUGCUCAAGAAGUGAAACAUCCUUUCAGAAACCUCAAAAUGCGCCAGAAUCGGCCACCUUUAGUCAUUGCCAUAUGGUUGCAAAUCUUUCAACAGUUCACCGGCAUCAAUGCCAUUAUGUUCUACGCUCCAGUUUUAUUCAACACCUUAGGCUUUGGCAACGAUGCAUCUCUCUACUCUGCUGUCAUAACUGGCGCUGUUAAUGUCCUUUCUACAUUGGUAUCGAUUUACUUUGUCGACAAGAUCGGACGACGAAUGUUGUUAUUAGAAGCUGGAGUUCAAAUGUUCAUUUCCCAAAUGAUUAUCGCGGUGGUGCUUGGCGUAAAACUUCAAGACAACACAAACAGCAUGUCACAUGGGUUGGCGAUUGUAGUGGUAGUCAUGGUUUGCAGUUUUGUUUCGUCUUUCGCUUGGUCUUUUGGUCCACUUGGAUGGUUGAUUCCGAGUGAAACUUUUCCAUUGGAGACACGAUCAGCUGGACAAAGUGUAACCGUCUGUGUGAAUAUGGUCUUCACUUUCGUGAUAGCACAAUCUUUCUUGUCGAUGCUGUGCUAUAUGAAGUAUGGGAUCUUCUUGUUCUUCUCUGGUUGGGUGGUGGUAAUGUCGUUGUUCGUGAUGUUUUUGCUGCCGGAGACUAAAGGGAUUCCAAUUGAAGAAAUGACUGACAAAGUUUGGAAGCAACAUUGGUUUUGGAAGAGAUACAUGACUGAUGUGGCUGAGAAAGGAAAGGCUUCAGCUUGAUUUUUUUUGUUCUUUUUGGCUCUAAUUUAUUAUUUUACAAUUGUUCUCUCUUGCCUUUAUUUUGUUGGCCAAUUAUGGUUGUGGGGUGAGACAGUAGAACCGAGAAAAUUUAAUUUGUUAGUGUUCAUUUGCUUACUGGUUUCGAAUUGUAGACAUGAUUAUUACCUCCUGUAGUCUUUUUCUUUUUCCUUUAUCCUUCUUUCUUGUUUUGGUAAGAUGUCGAGUACAACAUAUGAGAUUAAUGAAUAAAAUAUAAAGCCACAUUUCAUCCA
This is a messenger RNA of Cucumis sativus (cucumber), 1901 nucleotides long. Its product is annotated as sugar transport protein 13. Gene Ontology annotation, cellular component: membrane. The transcript has 4 exons. Gene Ontology annotation, biological process: monosaccharide transmembrane transport. The coding region runs from base 94 to 1629 and encodes 511 amino acids. Lineage: Eukaryota; Viridiplantae; Streptophyta; Magnoliopsida; Cucurbitales; Cucurbitaceae. Gene Ontology annotation, molecular function: monosaccharide transmembrane transporter activity. The record is from RefSeq and is a predicted model, not a curated record.